AUGGGACCGGUCCCUUCUAUGUUCGUCCAGCUGAUCAUCCAUUUCUCGCUCAUCUUUCUUCUGUUGGUCAACUGUUUCAAGAAACGGAAUCGUCGAAUCGAAGGGCCUUCUUUCACAGAGCAAGUUCAUCAUUUGUAAUGUUUGUGGAUUCGAUUUGGCACGUGGCCCCUUUAUAGACCCAUUAUCAGAUCGUAUGAAAUCAUUUUAUUCCCAGACAUGGCCUUUUAUGAGUAAUUUAAGAUCAAAGUCUGAUCUAUUGAAAAAAGAAAUUAAUUUUUGAAUUUUUAGGAAAGAGUCCCAAAAAGAAACCGAAAAAUUGGAUGACACCCAGCCAACGUCCCUCGAUGCCUCCGAAAGAACGACCAGUGCUUCGGUCGAUCGAACCACCACCAGUUCUUACCGUGAAAGACAAGUCGAAGAUCAUACCGGAGACACCUACAAGGAACUCAGACCCCGAUCAGAUGUCUCCAAGAAUCUGUUGAGUGUAGUUCAUCUGGACCGGACAGAUAUGAUUGUUCCGGCUGGAUUGAGUCAACAAGAACAGAGGAUUUUGUUGAGAGCAAUGUCUAAAGGAUCGAAGAGAGUGGGGCUUGACGAAGGACUCAAAGAAACGACCAUCGAUAAAGUCAUCACCUUCGCGACUUCUGAUGACAUUACGGAUUCUGAAAGUCCAGAUCCUCCGGGAAUACCAGGUAAGUCAUCGUUGAUUUAGUUAUCAUUGUAGAUGAUCUUCAACUCGAUGGAACUGUCCAUUUGGACAAUCUGCUCAUCAGAAUGAUCCAGAAUGGCCCCAGGCAAUUUAAGUUUGGUUUCAAUGAGCUAAAAGAUCUUUUGAGUCGCGGCACUGAUGUUUUUGCCGCUGAAUGUUCUCUUUUGGAUGUAAGUGUCAGUCUAUAAAGUCAGAAAUUUGAAUUAUCUUAGGUGAAAGUGCCAUGCGUAAUAUAUGGUGAUAUUCAUGGUCAAUACAGCGAUCUCCAUCGAUGGUUCAACCUGAAUGGAUGGCCAAAUCGGACUCGGACUGUGUUUUUGGGAGACUUUGUGGAUCGAGGAUCACAUGGGAUUGAAGUGAUUGCGAUGUUGACUUUACUCAAAUUGCAUUUCCCUGAUCGGAUAUUUGUGGUGAGAGGAAAUCAUGAAGAGGAAUCUUUGAACAAGGCUUAUUCUUUCUAUGAAGAAGUCGUCGCUAGAUUCGCUGAGGAGGAAUGUAAGAAAUAUACAGUAGUCUAAUAUUACCAUGAAAUCGAUUUUAAAUUUAUCUUAUUUUAGCCAAAGCCAGAGGUCAACAAAUGUACGAGUGCUUCAAGACGUUGUUCAUGAAUCUCCCAUUGGCCGUCUUGGUUGGAAAAAGAAUCCUAGGAAUGCAUGGCGGAAUCUCGCCGAAGAUGAGAUGUCUUCAAGACAUUAGGAAUAUAAAGAGACCCAUCGAUGACUUUGAAGUAGGAUCGCUGGAAUGUGAUCUGGUGUGGUCGGAUCCGGAUACUGGAGCGGACACUCAAGGAUUCAGACCUAAUUUAGAGAGAGAACCUCAGCACGGAAUCGGUCAAUUAUUUGGGCCAGAGUCAGUCAAAGAUGCCUGUGAUCGAUUGGGAAUUGAUUUAAUGAUCAGAGGACAUCAGGUGUGUGAUGAAUUUGAUGUCUGACAGCUAUGUUUACAGGCUCCUUUGUAUGGCUAUGCCUUCUUUGCCGAGGGCAGAAUGAUGACUUUAUUCUCGGCCCCAGGCUAUAAGGGAAGCAAUGAAAAUGAUGUGAAUAUGGGAGCUUGUGUGGAAGUCAACAACGAAAUGCUACUCACCAUCAAACAGGUAGUAUACAAGUAGUCAGAAGUUUAGAUUUCUUAAUUCUGUUGGAAUGAGAUGUGAUUCUUACAGUUGAAAGUGAGCACCAAAUUCCGGAAGAAUCGUGUCGCAGAUAUGGAAAGAGCUAAGAACCUCCGGAAGAAGAUUUUAAAGUAA
Bursaphelenchus xylophilus (pine wood nematode) is the source of this 1952-nucleotide messenger RNA. Lineage: Eukaryota; Metazoa; Nematoda; Chromadorea; Rhabditida; Aphelenchoididae. The record is from the annotation of a GenBank genome assembly.